AUGGAACUUUUGAUCAAACUUUCAGAAAUAUUUAUUGCACUUAUUAUCGAAAUACAGAUGAAAUUACAUGUGGAAGAGGAAGAAGGAUUGGAUAUGAAAUUACCACUUGGUUGGUAUCGUAUUGGUACGCAACAAAUUCGACACGAUACAUCAUGGUUUAAUUUAUAUCGAAGACGUGCUUCCGGUUCAGGAUACUGGGAUUUUUAUACGAUGAUUCCGGAACGAAAUUGUAUUGGAAAUUUUGGCCUUCAUGCAGGUGAGAAUUUGCCUGGUUCAGUGACAGUAAAAGAUAAGCGCUGUUUCGAUCGAUUGAUUCGGCAGAUUGAACGCAAAACGACAACUGAAAAAUUUGAUGUUUAUCAGUGCAGGAAAUGUAUAUUUCAUAGUUGUUGGUUAGGUUAUCGUUUAUUACCUGCCCAUCGUGAAUAUUUGACAAAUUUGAGAUCAAUUUAA
This is a messenger RNA of Acanthocheilonema viteae, 453 nucleotides long. The record is from the annotation of a GenBank genome assembly. NCBI's taxonomy places the organism in Eukaryota, Metazoa, Nematoda, Chromadorea, Rhabditida, Onchocercidae.